GAGAGAGAGAGAGAGAGCAUCCUCAGCAUCCGCGCCGAGCGCACCCCUUCCUUUCUCACUGCCUGCCUGCGCAGCAGACUCAGUUCUCUGGCACGGACAACGCACGAGCCGCGAGACACAGAGCGAACGCACCACUCGGACGCGCACUCAGUGAUGGACGAUCUGUCCGACGGCCUGCCUGACGAGCUCAAGAUGGACCACUCGGACGACGCAAUGCCCAGCUACACGCGACCCAUGAUGCAAGCCCAACGACACAAUUCCGAAGAGGCCGAAAAGCCGGUCAACGGCUCCGGCGUGCACUUCUCCACCCACUUCCCUCGCUCCAGAGAGGAGAGGCGGAUGAUCGACAUCACCAGGGACAAACCGAUCAAAGUCACCGUGCGUGUCGUCGUCCCUGUCAGGGACCAUCCUAAGUUCAAUUUCGUGGGGAAAUUGCUCGGACCAAAAGGGAAUUCAUUAAAGCGGCUGCAGGAAGAAACGAUGACGAAGAUGGCGAUACUCGGAAGGGGCUCCAUGCGAGACAAGCAGAAAGAGGAGGAACUGAGAGCGUCCAACGACCCAAAAUUUUCGCACCUCAACGACGACCUGCACGUCGAAGUGACAGCUUUUGCGCCGCCAGCAGAGGCGCACGCCAGAAUCGCCUACGCCUUGGCUGAGAUCCGCAGGUUUCUAGUUCCGGACUACAAUGACGAGAUCCGACAGGAGCAAAUGUGGGAGAUGCAGGUGCUAAAAAACCGGCAGCGCAGCUCGGGGGCCGAGUGUGAGGGGGCCGAGUGCGCGAGCAGCAGCGCUUCUUCCGGCAGCCCUUCGCCCCCGCCGCCCCAGCUGUCGGGGUCGCCGCCGUCAGGCAAGGGCAGCCCCCAGCAGCACCCGGCGUCCAGGGGCGUGCUCAUCCGCUCGCAGCAGCAGCCGCCUCUGAUGGCCGGUCUGCCGCCGGCGAUGGUGCCUGGCUCGCCAUCCACCGCCACCGCCAUGGUCACAGCAGCCAACUCCGGGGGCAGCCAGCCGUUGAUCGGCCGCAAGAGGCCGCUGCUCUCCGGUGGGGCCAGAAUCACGAUGUCACCGACGAAGCGGACCGUUCUCUCCAUCCUGACCAGAGCCCGGGCGGCCCAGUCGAAAGGGGCCGUGUCGCCCAUCAACGACUACGACCUCUCCUGCUCUAAUGGACAAAGCUGUCGAGUGGGCGUGCUGGACGAGAACUCGCUGUCACUGACCGGAAGCGACGGAGGCGCCAGCGCCGUCUAAGCGCCUCCGCAGACGACCAGAUUAAGGCAAAUUUUGUCACAACAAUCAGAAACGUCCAGCAUCACGGUGUUUUUGUUUUCGACCGAUUCGCGAAGGACACGCUCAAAAUUCCCCUGCAGAAAUUGCGAACACCAGUUAUGACACGCGCGAUUGGCUUUGCCUAUUUUUGUCGUUGUUCCAUUUUGAAAUUGAACAGAGAGAUACAAACGGAUGAAAGACGAGACGUCUUCGUAGUCGUGUAAAGAUAUCAAAAUGACAGAAUUUAAAUGUUCAAAUUUACGAAAAUAUUGACGCAGUUACUUGUAGCCGUGGCGUUGGAUGAUCAAGGAAUGGGAGGUGGCGGUGUAUAACUAAAGCGUGCGAUGUAAAAUUUUAAUCGAUUUUAGUACAAAACUCGUUAAGUUAAUCUCGUUGGCGACAACACACUCACAACAUAAACACACACACACGAACAGAGGGAGGGCCUGAAACAACCCUUUCCCUGAUCUUGCCAAUGCCGCUUCGUUUACUUAUAAUUUGAAACUAUAGGGGAUGUGUCUGCAUGUCUCUGUAGCGCAGCCGUAAACUAAUCCACUAAAAUAGUCGCCCUCUCGGGCAUUAAUUCUUCUCUUAUUAGAGAAGCGCUGCUGCUGCUUUUCCGUUAAUUUGCAAUAUACACACGAUGCUAUAAAAAAACACAGAGCAGCGCGCAAGCAAUUCCCUUAAUUGCUCCAUCUGACGAGAAAAAGCACAAACUUGUUGGCCCUGCCUGCUUCUUGUUAGUGUCACCCUGAGAUAUUGAAUCAUUGGAUAAUCAGGAACGCGCGCAGGGAGAGGAUUACCGAGCGGAAAGCGGAUUUUCUCCUCCGAAUGCGCUUUGGGAUGGGAUUUUUUCGCUCCGACCCGCCUCCUCCUCUCACUCCAACUUGAAUUUAUACACUAUAUACAUGUAUAUGUACACACACGAGUGCAUGGAAGAAAGAAAUAUCGCAUCCGCAGAUCAGCUCGAUAGUUUUCUACUUAGGUAUCAAACUCAAAACUCACAUAGGGUAUAAACGUCGUUUUUUUGGUGUCGGAAAACAGUGCUCGGCCGACGCAUGAGCUUAAAUCGCGCAAACGAAUGCUCACUCGGUGUUUCCACAAGAGAUUUUAUUUGUUCUGCAAGUUUUUAACUUUUAUUAGAGCUUCAUCCUGGUUUUUGCUGGUUUGUUAGGGUGUCGAAAUAACAAAGCUUAAGGCGUAAAUUUAAUUACCUCUUUCCGGGAAAUGAGCGUGAAAUCUGGGGAAACGUAUUUUUUAUCAUAAAUAAAAAGGAAUAUCUCGAGUUCAAGAAAAUUAAACCCAAUACACAAAGACGCCCAAUUAAUUAGACAUCCAGAAAACUUAAAAAUUACACUUUUUAAUUUUUUAAUUUAAUUUUUGAAUUUUAUUUAAUUUUUAAAUUUAUAAAAAAAAUCAGAUGUGAUAAAAAGUGGCUCUCAGUGUGUGCAAAAUUCCUAAUUUUCAGGAUGAUUGAUUUUGCGAGUAACGCGGGAGGUCAAAGGUUGAAAAAAAAGAUGUUUUUGAGUUCAGUUGAAAAUUCAGCUAUUUAAAAUUGCUUGAUUAGUUGAUUUUUUACCUGCGUAACAUGCUGGAGAGCACCCCUAUGAGGUCAGAAAAGACCAUCCAAAAAGAGAAUUUAGAAAUUUAACCAUGGCAUCAAGCAUUUUUAGUGACCACUUUGCCGACACCUGACGGGCUCUUUUCCAUAAUUGGAACUGCCAAGUCAAGAGCUUCAAGAUGUUUUACUUGACCCUUCAGGUUGCUCAGGAACGGCCCUGACGAUGUGCCCUGCUGAAUCUCGUUCUAAUUUUUUAGUCAGAUUUGACAAUUAAAGUGGAAUGAUACUGGGCAACAAUUGAAAAUUAUUUGCAUUCUUGGAUGCCAUAAACAAUUGAUCGAUAAACAAUUUGUUCAACAAUUUGCAACAAUAAAAGAAGGACCUUCCUACAAUGAAAAUUCAAAUUUUGCCAAUUUUCUCCCAAAUUUACACUGCUGGAAUAUAUUUUCUUGGCAUAUUCCGAUUCCUCUCGUCGCGAUCUGUCCAACGGUGUAUGCCACUUAUUGGGGAAACUCUUGGUUUUGAAAUUAAAUCGGAUUUCAAGUAAGGAGACAGCCAUUAUCAUUUGAAAAGCACGGUAACUUUCCAGCCAAUUUUCUCAAAACAUUACAGUGCUUCUUUGGUAAAUUUAGGCUUUAACUGAAUCCUAAGGGAUAAGUUUAUGCAUUGGCAACAAGCAUUUUCCAGGCUUUUGCAAUAUCAUUCCUCUUUACCUUAACAAAUUUUUAAAUAUCAGAAUGGUGCUCGAAUGAAAUUAAAAAAUUGCAGACCUUUAUCAAAUAUCUCGUGGAAACGCCCGACUUUGUAAUUAAAUGAUUCGGCGGUGCGUGUGACACGUGAUAAACACGAUUAUUCGGUGGAAAGCUGAGGACGCCGCCUCUUCCUUGUUUCGCAAGCGGGAGAUGCUUCAUUUUGAUGCGCGUGGUUUGUUUUUCUUUUCCUCCGCUCAUCAGGCGAGCUAAGGGCUUUCUUUUGCUUUGUAUACGCAAGAAGGCAAGUUAAUGAGCAAGAAUUGUUGUGACAUGGCGGCGUGUGCACGCCGCACGGCAUGAUGAAUUGUGUGCGCGUGGGAUGCCGAAUAAAUCACCGCGGGGGCUGCACUCCUCCGAUUGGCCGUUUUUCCCCAGGCGCCGCGUGAAAAAGCAUUAAAACUCGAGCAUAAAACUGCCGAUGAAAAACUUUUUUGCCUCUGCCACGCCCUGCCGUCGACGACUUUCAACUCAUUAAAAGGAAAUAAAUAAGUUCUUCUUUCGCGGCUUCUGGUGAAAUAAUAAAACGAGGGGCGAUUGAGUGCUGAUUAAAAUCGAUUCGGAAGUUUCCAGAGUGAGCUGGCUUGUGCUUUUCAUUCAGCGGACUUUGACGUUUGAGUUUUUGUUUUCCACCUUAUGGUCCAAAUAAUGAAAUCGGUUUUAAAAUAUAAUUGCUAAGUUUCUGGAGUAUUAAUUUGGGUGGUUUUAUCCGUUGAAUUACUCUGAUUUUGAGUUCAAUCCUUUGGCUGUUCAUCUGCUCUUAUAUUUAAUUAAAUUUUGAGAAAAGGCUGAAAGUUGAUAAAAAAAAUAUAUUGCCAAGUGGUUUCCCGGCUGAUUUUUGGAAUACUUAAAAAUGGAACCAUCCUAUGACUUGAAAAAUAAUCUGAAAAACAGUAUUGUUAUAUUAUAACUUAAUACCAGCAGGAAAGCUGAUUAUCUUGCUAAUUACUGUCAUUUAAAGUGGAAUGAUACAGGGCAACAAUUGAAAUUUAUUUGAAUUGUUGGAUGCCAUAAACAAUUGAUCGAUAAACAAUUUAUCCAACAAUUUGCAAUAAUAAAAAAGGACCUUCCUACAAUAAACAUUCAAAUUUUGCCAAUUUUCUCCAAAAUUUACAGUGCUUGAACAUAUUUUCUUGGCAUAUUCCGAUUCCUCUCGUCGAGAUCUGUCCAACGGUGUAUGCCAUUUAUUGGGGAAACUCUUGGUUUUGAAAUUAAAUCGGAUUUCAAGUAAGGAGACAGCCAUUACCAUUUGAAAAGCACGGUUACUUUUCAGCCAAUUUUCUCAAAAAAUUACAGUGCUUCUUUGGUCAAUUUUGGCUUUAACUGAAUCCUAAGGGAUGAUUUUAUGCAUUGGCAACAAGCAUGUUCCAGGCUUUUGCAGUAUCAUUCCUCUUUAAAUUCCUCUUUAGAAUGGGAGCUAAACGGAAAAACCUAAACCAGAAACUAUAUUGUGUAAAUUCCGAAAAACAUAUUUUAUUUAGUGAUAGUAACUUUUAUUAACAGAAUUUUCUGGUACUCCAGCAGUGGAAUUCGCGUGGUUUCUAUUGGGGAUAGAGCUCAUUGUGUUAGUGUUGGUUUUGGAAACUAUUUGGCCUAUUUAUCCACGCGGAAAAGGACAAAACACAUGCAUACUUUCAUUGGCCUAAACUCUGGAGGAAAGUUAUAUUAUAUAAUUACGUACCAUGCACAAGCCUAGCUGCGAUUGUAUUGUUUUGAAUAGAAUGCUGUGUAUUUCAUUCCAGUCACAUUGGUUGCGGCGGAAACUGUCCUAGCGGAAAAUGCAGCCGGCCACGCGAGCCGCUACGAAUAAUUCGAGUGCGAGAACUCUGCUCCUUCAGUACCAAUGUGUGGGUGUCUCCCCAAAAGCUCAAAUGAUAUGCAACAAAAGACUUUUGUGUGACGAGGAUUCCGACGAAUGAAGGCGAAAGAGAACAGUAGUAAGCUCGGCGCCGCACUCUGUGUGCCAACUGAGCGACUUCCUUCCGUUCGGAACACACAGCGAGCGGAUUAUUAAUGAAACGGCAAUUACAGUUGUGCAACUGAGAGGUAAUUUAUUUUUAAAUUGUCCAUUAUGUAACCGAUGUAGAGCCACAAAAGCGGUCUCUCGCAAGCGUAUUGUUCGUUUGCAGGCGCCAUACCGCCACCACCAUUGCGCGCGCGGGCACAACAGUUGCAUUCAAUUAUACCACUUCUCAUUGUGACGCGCAAUUCAAUUUUGAUGGAUCCACUAUGCCGUUCAGAUGAGCCACCAGCGGGUCAGCCCGCUCGUUUUUUCAAUGUAUGCACAUACAGAAACGGUCGAAAUUGUCAUUGCGCUACUCGCCUGUCCAUUCGCCAAAAUCGGUUUUAUUGGCUUUAGAUAGAGUGGCUAAGUUAACUCCAAAAAUCGAGUAUUGAAUUCCGUUUUUUAUUUAUUUCAAUCCUUGUUUUAAAACAUUUCAAAUUAUUUUCUCGUGCUCUGAAGUCAUCCAGAAACACCAAGAAAACGGAUGAUUUUUUUAUUACAAAUAAAUUGAGACUUAUAGCCGCUUUAAUUGUUUAGAUAUUGGUAUUAAAAUCGAUAUCUCAAUUAAACAACGAACAAAAACAGUGUUUGCGUCAUUUUAUAGAUAUAAAUGCCAACGAAGAAAAAAUCAAUUUAUUAUGUAAUCCAGAUUGGGAAUUUUAGACGUAUUAUAGAACAAUUUUAGACGGCUUUAAAUUAAAAUUUAAAAAUUUUUAGACAGUUUUUGAGGCAAUCUUGACAGUUUUCUUCGAGAAUUUUUACCAAAAACGUUACAUUUUCAAGGUGUUUGCAAUUCUUUUAACAUGUUUUCACUUCUUUAAUGAGCUUUCAGAUCAAAUUCAGGUGAACUUGAAUGCUUUUUGACGGAACUAAAUCAAAAUCAAUAACCUUUCGUGGCGUAAAGCUCUUAAGAAGUUAUGGCAAAACAUCAUUGUUAAAUACCUUUUGUGCAUAGAAACUUCCCUGAAGGCUUCUCAACAAAACAAAAAUUAUACCUAUGUUCCAAGAAAAAAUAAAAUGAACACGUGAAUAUCGCAACGAAAGCUAAGCAAACGACUAACAUGAUCAAAUCUAAGUUUAAAAAAGAUUUUGAUUCAGCAAAAAUCCACAGGAAAUUCAAAUUUUUGACACAUUCGCAGAAAAACACUGUCUCUUUUUCAUCUUUAGGCGUUUGUCUGGCUUCAAAAGCGAGUUAGACAAUUUUUGAUAGUUUUAGGCAAUUCAAGAGUGGCAGAGAUCGGUUUGAAACUAGUGUGGUUCGUGCUUGUAUAAAAAAGUAAACAGUUCCACAGAAAAAUAGAUGUGUGUCUAAAAUUCCCAACUUUUUACAUCAGGCUAAAAAUAAUGAAACGGUCUGUGUCAUAUCACUUUUACAAAAGUCCGGGUAAUUUAGCCACCCUAUCAGAUGCGCCGUUUCUGUUGACCAAUGAGCUAUAAAAUGGGAGAGAAGCCACAUCAUUGUUUAUCUCAUCUGCACUGGCUUUUCAAAAUGCGGGCCCGUCUGUGCAUUGUAUAUUCACGCUAAUAAACGAACGCUGCGCGCUUCAAUUCUGUGCUAUCGAAGUUCCAGCUUAACUGAAAAUCCAUAACCACACAGUAUAAUUCUGCCUGUCUGUCCGCCGUGUUCUUGUUUGCUGUUCUUCUCUCUUCACAUAUCGCCCCUUGAAGGAGAAUUUUUCGAAUGGAUGCGAGUUAUUUGCAGACGCGGGCGUGAAUGUGUUGUUUGAUGGAGGUACGAAUAAUAAAUUCUCGCUCUCUACGAUUGUGUGUCAAACUCUGUUUGUAUUGAGACACUUUUAGAUGAACGGGCGAAAUUAUCCAUUAUGUCGCAUGAGUCAAAGGCAGCCAACCACAUAAUCAAAAGUAAGGCACGAUUAAAACCUAAAUCGAACAAGUUAAAACGCGUAAAUAAGCUUCACUCGAGAGCAGUUUACACAUUAAAAUGCUGAGCAACCCAACGAGAGAGACUGACACACUUAAUAUCGCGAGAAUCUAAAGAAAGAAGAAGUAAAAUCGAUGGUCACUUAAAACAGAUUAAAAAAAAAUAACACCCGCAGAAACACCGGAGGGAAAAGCUUAUUUGCUCUGCUUUUGGCUCAUUUGGUUGUGCUCACUGUGAUUUUGUACUUAUAGAUGCUAACAAGGGUAAUAAAUGAGUGGUGCGUGUCCCAAACUACUUCGACUAGGACAUAAUUAAGUCAUUAAAUCCAUUAACGGGGCAGCGGAGCGGCGUCUCGACCUUGCAAGCCGCCGAGCGCGUUAAUUGUAUCAAGAACACACAAUUUCACUCUGUAAAGGAAAGUGCUGAAUGCUCGAGACGCGCCACCGCCAACCGGUAAUUAAAUUUAAACAUAAGAAUUCAUUGUUAUACUUUAAUGUUUAUGACUGUUUGAUGUUACGUGAAAUAAAAUAACAGACACACACGUGAUGGUGUUAAACGAUAACCUGCAGAAAUAUUCGCUGUUGUAUUAACUACACUCACAGACACAAAAGAACCAUUUAAACAGAGAAAUAAGGUGGACCAUGAAGUGUUGUACGAAGUUUGAAAUUUAUUAUUAUAUUUCAUGAAGGAUAAUAAAUUAUAAAUACUAUCACAUGCAUUGAUUUUUGCUCCAAUAAAUAAAAGUACUAAUCUACAAUGCAGCAA
Molecule: messenger RNA, 8225 nt
Organism: Cloeon dipterum
Lineage: Eukaryota; Metazoa; Arthropoda; Insecta; Ephemeroptera; Baetidae
Product: KH domain-containing, RNA-binding, signal transduction-associated protein 2-like
Exons: 7
Coding region: 154-1245 (363 amino acids)
Biological process (GO): regulation of alternative mRNA splicing, via spliceosome
Cellular component (GO): nucleus
Molecular function (GO): mRNA binding
Source: RefSeq, a predicted model, not a curated record